UUACCCAGAGUGCAGUUUGAUCUGUGGGACUCAGAUGACGUCCCCGUGCCCCGGAAGGAGUUGCUCCAGAAGGUCAAAGGUGUCGAUGCGCUGGUCUGCGUGCUCACGGAGAAGAUCGACGCCGAGCUAUUGGACGCUGCAGGUCCUAACCUUAAGGUCCUGAGCACCAUGUCAGUGGGUUUUGACCACCUCUCCCUGGAGGAACUAAAGAAAAGGGGGAUCCGUGUGGGUUACACCCCAGAUGUGUUAACAGAUUCUGUAGCUGAACUGACUGUCGCCCUGCUGCUGACCACCUCCAGGAGACUGAUAGAGGCUACGCAUGAAGCCAAGACUGGUGGAUGGGGAACGUGGAGGACUCUGUGGCUGUGUGGAUAUGAACUGGCUAACAGCACCGUGGGAAUCCUGGGACUGGGCAGGAUCGGAGUGGCUAUCGCUGAGCGUCUGAAGCCGUUCAAGGUUAAGAAGUUCAUCUACACGGACGUGGCUCCCCGACCAGAGCUGGCCAGUUUGAUCGACGCAGAAUAUGUCUCUAUGGAUGAGUUGGCCAGUCAGUCUGACUUCCUGUCAGUGUGUUGUGCUCUGACACCAGAGACUAAAGACAUCUGUAACAAGGACCUGUUCUCCAAAAUGAAGAAUACCUCCAUCUUCAUCAACACCAGCAGGUGACCAAACACACACACACACACACACA
Molecule: messenger RNA, 691 nt
Organism: Oncorhynchus gorbuscha (pink salmon)
Lineage: Eukaryota; Metazoa; Chordata; Actinopteri; Salmoniformes; Salmonidae
Product: glyoxylate reductase/hydroxypyruvate reductase-like
Exons: 6
Cellular component (GO): cytosol
Molecular function (GO): glyoxylate reductase (NADPH) activity; hydroxypyruvate reductase [NAD(P)H] activity; hydroxypyruvate reductase (NADH) activity
Source: RefSeq, a predicted model, not a curated record